This is a messenger RNA of Prunus armeniaca (apricot), 1680 nucleotides long. The record is from the annotation of a GenBank genome assembly. NCBI's taxonomy places the organism in Eukaryota, Viridiplantae, Streptophyta, Magnoliopsida, Rosales, Rosaceae.
AUGGAAGCUCUGAAAAUUUCAUCUAUUCCUUCACUCCAAAUUCCAUCUAAAUUUGACAAAGCGCAAUCCAAGAAACUCACUUCUUUCUGUUUUAAUUCAAUACCCAGUUCAUCUUUCUCAUUAGUUCAAAGAAACAUAUCAACAUUCAAGAUUUUCACCACCAUAUCAUCUUCUGUUUCAACUGAGCCUGCAAACCCACCUGAACUAGAGGUUGAAAAUCGCACCCAACAAGAGAAAUUUGAUUGGUAUGCCCAAUGGUACCCAUUGAUGCCAGUUUGUGAUCUUGACAAGAGGGUGCCACAUGCGAAGAAAGUUUUGGGUAUUGAUGUGGUGGUGUGGUGGGACAGAAAUGAGAGUGCCUGGAAGGUAUUUGAUGAUUCUUGUCCUCACAGAUUGGCUCCAUUGUCUGAAGGGAGAAUUGAUCAGUGGGGGAGGCUGCAGUGUGUUUAUCAUGGCUGGUGUUUUAAUGGCUCUGGUGACUGCAAGUUCAUCCCUCAAGCACCUGCUGAUGGCCCUCCGAUUCACACAUCCAAGAAAGCAUGUGUAGCUGCUUAUCCAAGUACUGUGCAGAAUGGCAUUGUGUGGUUUUGGCCAAAUUCCGAUCCUCAAUACAAAGAUGUUCUUGCGGAGAAAAAACCUCCCUACAUACCAGAACUAGAUGAUCCAUCGUAUUCUGGUUUAAUGGGAAAUAGAGAGAUUCCUUACGGGUAUGAGGUCUUGAUUGAAAAUCUCAUGGACCCUGCUCAUGUUCCAUAUGCACAUUAUGGAAUAAUGCGAACGAAUCAACCCAAAGAGAAGGCCGAUAGAGAAGGGGGCAGACCAUUGGAAUUGAGUGUUCAGAAGUUAGACAUAAAUGGUUUCAUUGCAAAGCAGGAGUGGGGUCGCAGUAAAUUUCUGCCACCAUGUGUGUUCUACGCUUCUCCCCUUGAUCCGGUUGACCAAGGUAAUGGUGCUGCAUCAUCGGCUGGAACCAAAAAGGUGUCAUCAGCCCAGCGGAGAGCUCUUCUAAUUUUUAUCUGCAUUCCGGUUAGUCCAGGUAAUAGCAGAUUGAUAUGGACCUUCCCAAGAAACUUUGGCGUUUGGAUUGAUAAGAUUGUUCCACGAUGGAUGUUUCAUGUUGGACAAAACCUGAUUUUGGACUCAGAUUUGUAUCUUCUUCAUGUUGAGGAACGUAAGAUAAUGGAUGCUGGCCCCAACCAGUGGCAGAAAGCAUGUUUUGUGCCUACAAAGUCGGAUGCCCUUGUGGUUGGUUUCAGAAAAUGGUUAAUCAAGUAUGCUGGUGGUCAGGUAGAUUGGAGAGGCAAGUUCAGUGGGGCUCUUCCCCCCACUCCCCCCAAGAGAACAGUUGUUGGACAGAUCCUUACAGAGGUCUUGGAAAUGCUAAAAAUUGGUGGUGUUGCGAUAAUGUUAACUCUAUUAAAGCAGUACUGGUCCCAUGUGGUGAGCUGCAGCAGUUGCAGUGCAGCACACAAAGGUCUGAGGGUGCUGGAAGUUGUGUUGCAGGUCGUCUCUUUUUCUUUAGUUGGAAUUGUUGCUGCAACCAAGCAGGCUGCGUUGUCAGUGGCUGCAAGAACUACGCUAGUUGCAAUGGCUAUACUAUCCUUUGCAGCUUCAAAAUGGUUGGCUCACUUUAUCUACAAACAGUUUCACUUCCACGACUACAACCAUGCUCUUCGCUGA